Messenger RNA from Phalacrocorax carbo (great cormorant), 5572 nucleotides. The record is from RefSeq and is a predicted model, not a curated record. NCBI's taxonomy places the organism in Eukaryota, Metazoa, Chordata, Aves, Suliformes, Phalacrocoracidae.
CGCGGGCGGGGCUCUGUCGCCGUCGCCCCGCCGGCAGGGGCGGAUGGCCGCGGCGCUGCGCAGCGCUCGCCGCUUCCUGCUGCUGCCGCCGCAGCCAGCGGCGGGCCCGGGCCGGCUGGGCUGCCCCGGCGCCGCCAUGCAGCAGCCCGCCGCGCUCCCGGCGCGGCCCGGCGGCCCCGAGGGCGGCGCGCAGGCGGGCGGCGGGGGCUGGUUGGGCGCGCUGCGCUUUGACAACCUGGCGCUGCGCUCGCUGCCGGUGGACGCCUCGGAGGAGGGCGGGCCGCGGGCCGUGCCCGGCGCCUGCUUCUGCCGGGUGCGCCCCAGCCCGCUGCAGAACCCGCGGCUGGUGGCCAUGUCGCUGCCGGCGCUGGCGCUGCUGGGGCUGGAGGCGCCGGCGGCCGAUCCGGAGGCGGCGGAGGCCGAGGCGGCGCUGUACUUCAGCGGGAACCGGCUGCUGGCGGGCUCGGAGCCCGCGGCGCACUGCUACUGCGGCCACCAGUUCGGCAGCUUCGCGGGGCAGCUGGGCGACGGCGCCGCCAUGUACCUGGGCGAGGUGCUGGGCCCGGGGGGCGAGCGCUGGGAGAUCCAGCUCAAGGGCGCCGGCCUCACCCCCUUCUCCCGACAAGCUGACGGUCGGAAAGUCCUGCGGUCGAGCAUACGGGAGUUCCUGUGCAGCGAGGCUAUGUUUCACCUAGGAAUACCAACAACGAGGGCUGGAACGUGUGUGACAUCUGACUCAAAAGUCAUCCGUGACAUAUUUUAUGAUGGGAAUCCAAAAAGUGAAAGGUGUACAGUUGUUCUGAGAAUAGCUUCUACGUUUAUAAGAUUUGGUUCUUUUGAAAUUUUUAAACCUACUGAUGAAUACACAGGACGCAAGGGUCCCAGUGUUAACCGAAAUGAUAUUCGAAUACAGAUGCUUGAUUAUGUGAUCAGCACCUUCUAUCCGGAAAUCCAGGAGGCUUAUUCAGACAACAGUAUUCAGAGGAAUGCCGCUUUCUUCAAAGAGAUAACAAAACGGACAGCAAGAUUGGUUGCUGAAUGGCAAUGUGUCGGGUUUUGCCAUGGCGUGCUGAAUACAGAUAAUAUGAGCAUAGUUGGACUAACCAUCGACUACGGCCCUUUUGGAUUUAUGGACAGAUAUGACCCUGAGCACAUUUGCAAUGGUUCUGAUAAUACAGGGCGCUAUGCUUACAACAAGCAGCCAGAGAUAUGCAAGUGGAACCUGGGGAAACUUGCUGAAGCCCUAGUUCCAGAACUGCCCUUGGAAAUAAGUGAGCUCAUCCUGGAAGAGGAAUAUGAUGCAGAAUUUGAGAAACAUUAUUUAUGGAAGAUGAGGAGGAAAUUAGGCUUAAUCCAGCUGGAAUUAGAAGAAGAUAGUAAGCUCGUGUCUGAACUCCUUGAAACCAUGCAUCUCACAGGUGGAGACUUCACAAAUAUUUUCUACUUGCUGAGCUCAUUCUCUGUAGACUCUGAUCCUUCAGAAUUGGAAGAUUUCUUAGACAAGCUCACAAGUCAGUGUGCUUCUGUGGAAGAACUGAAAGUUGCUUUCAAACCACAGAUGGAUCCAAGACAACUGUCAAUGAUGCUCAUGCUGGCUCAGUCUAAUCCUCAGCUGUUUGCAUUAAUUGGAACAAAAGCUAAUAUAAAUAAAGAAUUAGAACGUAUCGAGCAAUUCUCUAAACUGCAGCAGUUAACAGCAGCUGAUUUACUCAGCAGAAAUAAAAGACACUGGAAAGAAUGGCUGGAGAAAUACAGAGUCCGUUUGCAAAAAGAAACAGAGAGUGUCAGUGAUGCUGAUGCCUGGAAUACUGAGCGUGUGAAGGUCAUGAAUUCAAACAAUCCAAAAUACAUCUUGAGAAAUUAUAUUGCCCAGAAUGCCAUAGAAGCAGCUGAAAAUGGGGAUUUCUCAGAGGUAAGAAAUGUCCUGAAACUCUUGGAGAAUCCAUUCCAGGAAGCCGAAGGCUUCAGGGAGGUACAGGAAGAUACUGAAGAGGAGGGGGCAACUGCUACAGCAGCUGCUUGUGCUCAAGAGACCAGAAGCAGACUACCAUAUUGCAGUAAACCUCCACUGUGGGCUUCGGAGCUCUGCGUUACAUGAUCUUCAUAACUGCCUUGUUUUAUUUCUUGCUGUGAACUGAAGACUCUGAUCCUCCUUCAGCAGUGAAGAAUUCAGCAAGGCAAACAUCAAAGUGCUAUUAAGUUAUUGAAACAGCCCUACAUUUGGAUGCGUCUGCAGCGGUCUUCAGCUGUGUGUCAUUUGAAGCAAUCAUGGGUCAGCAGAACAAACGAAUGGCAAUUGAUAGUCUGUAAACAUCAGUAAUUUAAAUGUUUUGAGACUGAAAGUCCUUCCUUUAUUCAUACCGCAUUGCAAGUAGAAAGCAAUAUUUUACGUUGAGGCAGGCUGAAUUUCGAACAUCCAAAUGGAGGUGUUACGUGAAGACAAAAAUAGCAAGUCAGGAAUCUGAUCUGUUUUUGUCUGAUGUCUUAACUAAUAGUACUUCUAACAUUUAUUUACUGCUUUCUCUAUGCAGGGACUUCUAGUCCUCUUUAAUGGAGGAAUAGAUUCACCGUUGCUUGUUUUAAGCUAUGUUUCAUUUAAUUAAGUAGUUAAUUUCUUGUGAACCUUCAGAUUGAUAUUUAUUUUUAGAGAAUUUGUGCAGGCUAGGGUUUGGGGGGAGCAACUGAAUGUAAUGGGUUUGGUUUUGGUUUUAGUUUUUGUUGUUUGUUGUUUGUUGUUUUUUAAACACAGUAGGAGCAGAAUUAAGGGAGACUAUGUCUAUAUUUGCACUUGAAAAUCAUGGUGGUAAAGUUUCUUCAGGUUCAGUAUAUUUGCAUACAACAUGUGUAAAUAUUUACUAAAAUCAUGUGUGCAGUUUGUAAGCCAAUUGGCUUGGGCAAGGUCAGUUAGCCAAAUUAGCGUGAACCUUGAACUACCCCAGAACUCAAAUCCAGGUUCACUGUCUGUCUGUGUGCUCUUCAGAGUCUCCUUGUCCGAGAAGCGUGCAGGCAGGGUCAGUGGGAGUCCUCCAUUCCCACUCCGGGCUGUACCACUUUGUUUGCUUCCAUGGUCUUUGAAAAGCUUUGCGCUGAAAGUUGCUGUUCAGGAAACGUGCUGUUUGAGCUUGUGUGAAAGCUUAUAGAGGAUAUGGGAGGAGGACGGGAGCUCACUUGCUUUCGGGUUACUUAUAGAUAGUGUUUUAGUUGAGGUUUCAGGGGAAAGUUGGUUGCCAUUAUUGCCACAUGAGCAAAAAAAGUUGUUCCUUACAUUAGUUAUUACUUAACUUUCUGAAUUUCUUUCUAAAAGACUCUAUUACUGGUUCAGAUACCUGAAAUCUUGGGAAAAUUUUGGUUUAAUGCAAAGGUUUCUCUUUUCCAAAGUGACUACCGUCUUACACUGUGAGUUUAAGUGUAUCCUAGUAAAUUCUUCCUCCACCCCUGUGCAAGCUUGGUGUUCGCUCAGGUUGAAUUGUGCUCUUUUAAGUCUUCCUCAAAAUACAAGCUAUCAAAAACCAGAGAGAACAGUUGGGCUACUGCUUAUCCAUCUGUACCACUAAUCAACCUGUCCUCCUGCUGGCACGGUAAAUAGGUGAUGCUUUGAAUGUAAACAUCAUUCUGUCUCGCCUUCGAACUGGAGGGACUGAUACAGAACAAUGAUUUGUGACAAACUGGAACAUCUGACAAACCUGGCACUUCCUGUGACGUUUUGGGGUCCGUUCAGAAAAGGACAGACUUGAAGGUGUAUUUGCCUCGGCUGUGGAAGAACGGUGUAGUUGAAAGAGGAAGUGCCUUGAAGAAGUGGGCAACGAGUAAUGCUAGCGGGUGCAGCCAGUCGUCGUCUAGAGAUAAGCCGUUUUUGUAGGAGUUUGUCACUGGGGAUUAUCGUUCCUCUGAACUUGGCAGUACUGGAACCAAACUGUUCAAUGGAAACUUUAACAGAAAGUCAGUGCUGGGUAAAAAGGACCGCACCAGGGGAGGGGCGGGAGGGGAGGUCUGCUGGCAAUUUGAAAGGCACUUCAAAUAUACCCCCUGGCAAAUUUGCAGUGGUCUCUUAUGCUGUGCCUGGUCCAGAAGGGAGUAACAGAGGGGAGAAGUUGCUCCCAGCUGAUGCACACACCUCUGCGCUGAUUUUGUUUUUUCUCAAUUCAUAUCUUUCCUUUUGGGAUGCAGAGGAGAACAGCACUUUGGAGGAUCUCUGCCCAAGCUUUUGUCUUAACAGAAUGGUCUAAAAAGUAAUGAUUUUACACCACACCUGAGUGAUCAAGUCUUUUUAACUGUAUUCUGAUAUUAAUUUGGAGGGGUUGAGUAGACCUCUAUCAAUAAUGGUAUGGAGAAGGAGAAUGAUGAUAUAACCGUGUGUUUCCAUAUUGGAGAAGUUGAAUUAACUUCCAAGUUAGUUUGUGUUUAAAGAUAUAAAUUAUUUUGCACCUAUAAAGCCAAAAGCAUGGAGACAGAGAUACUUUGAAAUAAUUUGCUAGCAAUUUUAUUCUUAAAAAGAAAGUUGAAUGUAACAGUGAGGAGUGAAAAUGUGGUGUCGUUUCCCGCUAAAUACAUUCUUUGCUCGCAUAUAGAUCAAGUGCAAGAGGUCUAGAAAGCUUGAAAUGAUGACUCCAGACCCUUGGUGUGGCUGCUUUGGUGUGCCACUCAGUGAAGUAAUAUUUGUAACUGAUGCAGUAUGUUCAUGGACUGGUAGAAAUACGAAGAGGGUAUUCACACAGCCUAACUGCGCUGACAUUCAACUGCUCUGUUUCCCAGUGCAUACAAUAAUAUCGGUGCUCUGUAUUUGAAGAAGAGUGAUGAUCAGAAGCCAAGUGGAAUGCUUGUGCUUUUGUAGCACCCUUAUUUCAAAAGGCAGAUAAUAGUUUCGGCUCUGAUGAUAGUUUCUUCUGUUCUUGUUCCUGGAGCAGUGUGGAAGCAGGAGGUUGUUCAGGAUAAUUAGACCAGAUUUUGUCCAGGAAAGAACUUUAUCUCGUAGCUCAGUUCUUCAGAGAGAAGGGAAUACAGCUUAUAACAUUUGGGAGUCUAAAUACUUGAAUCAUAAAUUGCUGCUUGAUUUUUUUACAGCUUGUAUUUGCAAUAGGUAAACCUGAAAAUAAUAUUUCUUACUGGUCAAAUAUUCUGCUUGUAUAAAAGCCGUGGACUUGUGCUCAAAAUGAAUUGGUGACUCUUCACAUCAACAGCUUUCUGUGGAAACACUUGAUUAGGCUUAGUCUGUGGCUACACAGCCUGAGCUACCCUUGCAUAAAAGCAAGUGGUACCCAGGUUACAGAACUGAAGGGAGAAGCUCUUGGAGACGGAUCUCUGGAUAGUCUCACGUCGUAGUAGGACUUCUCUCAUCACUUCAUAAAAUCGCAUCAUAACUGUGCUUCAUGGGCUUGUAAAUCUAUCUACACUUGCGGAAUGUUUUACUGUCAGCUCUCACUUUGGCAUGUCUUGUGGGGUUUUUUGUUUGUUUGUUUUGGGGUUUUUUGUUGUUUUUGGUUGGUUGGGGUUUGUUCGUUUUGGGUUGUUUUUUUCCCCAAACAAGUGCUAUGGCUUUCUUUGAUUCUUUUAUUAAAAAAAUUUUAAAAUGCAA